UAUAAUUUUUGACAAAACUUCUCGUGUUUCUAUAUAUUUACCGGACCACGAUCUUCGGAACCCUAGCUCUUCGAUCCUUUUGUGGGCAGAGAUCAAAUAAAGCUGCACAGCAGGAGUUCCCUCGCCUACGCAUUCAAGUGAUCUCACCUGGUUAUCGAGUUUGGUGCUAUGAUGGAUGGUGACUCCGGCACACUGGCUGAAUCAAAUAUUUCAUGUGGACGUUGCGGCAAGCCUGCUCACCUUCAAUGUCCCAAAUGUGUCGAACUAAAGCUACCUCGAGAAGGUGCUGCAUUUUGCUCUCAGGAUUGCUUCAAAGCUUCAUGGAGUUCUCAUAAAUCAGUCCAUGUGAAACUAAAAGGUGAUGUGGCUCUUACUAAUUCUGACGAGUUGCAAAAGAGUUGGCUAUACUGCCUAAAGAAAGGCCAAGCCCGGACGGCUCGGCCUCCACUUUUUGAUUGGACUGGCACACUAAGACCAUAUCCAAUAUCAAAAUUUCGAGCAGUUCCUGGGUCGAUUGAGAAACCUGAUUGGGCCAUAGAUGGAGUCCCCAAGAUCGAACCAAACAGUGACUUGCAGAGUAGAGUAGAAAUAAAGACGGCAGAUCAGAUCGACCGAAUGAGAGAAACAUGCCGGAUUGCUCGGGAGGUUCUGGAUGCUGCUGCUCGUUUCAUUCGCCCAGGAGUAACCACCGAUGAAAUUGAUGAAGUGGUACAUGAAGCAACCAUUGCUGCUGGUGGAUAUCCUUCUCCAUUAAAUUAUCAUUUCUUUCCCAAAUCUUGUUGCACAUCUGUUAACGAGGUCAUCUGCCAUGGUAUUCCUGAUGCCAGGAGACUAGAAGAUGGUGACAUUGUUAAUGUUGAUGUAACUGUGUAUUACAAAGGUGUCCAUGGUGAUCUGAACGAGACUUACUUUGUUGGAAAUGUGGAUGAAGAGUCUCAACGACUUGUUCGUUGCACAUAUGAAUGCUUGGAGAAAGCCAUUUCUAUAGUUAAACCUGGAGUUCGCUUUCGUGAGGUUGGUGAAGUCAUCAACCGACAUGCAUCAAUAUCUGGGUUCUCUGUGGUGAAAUCAUACUGCGGUCAUGGUAUUGGAGAGCUGUUUCAUUGUGCUCCUAAUAUCCCUCAUUAUGCUAGAAACAAAGCAGUUGGCUUAAUGAAAGCUGGACAAACAUUUUCAAUUGAGCCCAUGAUUAAUGCUGGAGUUUGGCGUGAUCGAUUGUGGCCCGACGGAUGGACUGCAGUCACUUCAGAUGGUAAAAGAAGUGCUCAAUUUGAGCACACUCUUUUGGUGACGGAGACAGGUGUUGAGGUUCUAACAGCUCGGCUGCAAUCAUCUCCUAAUGUUUUCCCAUGGCUGAGCUCAUAAUAACCCCCAGAAUUCGCACCAUAUUGUAUUAUAUAUAUAU
Messenger RNA from Phalaenopsis equestris, 1405 nucleotides. Its product is annotated as methionine aminopeptidase 1A. The transcript has 17 exons. Gene Ontology annotation, biological process: proteolysis. The record is from RefSeq and is a predicted model, not a curated record. Bases 169 to 1365 code for a protein of 398 amino acids. Gene Ontology annotation, molecular function: metalloaminopeptidase activity. NCBI's taxonomy places the organism in Eukaryota, Viridiplantae, Streptophyta, Magnoliopsida, Asparagales, Orchidaceae.